This is a messenger RNA of Fonsecaea multimorphosa CBS 102226, 1284 nucleotides long. RefSeq lists its product as uncharacterized. Bases 1 to 1284 code for a protein of 427 amino acids. Gene Ontology annotation, cellular component: plasma membrane. Gene Ontology annotation, biological process: transmembrane transport; sulfite transmembrane transport. NCBI's taxonomy places the organism in Eukaryota, Fungi, Ascomycota, Eurotiomycetes, Chaetothyriales, Herpotrichiellaceae. Gene Ontology annotation, molecular function: sulfite transmembrane transporter activity. The transcript has 2 exons. The record is from RefSeq and is a predicted model, not a curated record.
AUGGAGCCUAAGGGCAACGGAGAUGAGGGCGAUCGGCCCCAGAGCAUCGACGCAGCCGCCGACGACGACGAGGAACGAAAUGCUGCCGCCAUCUUCAAGGGUCCCUUAAUUCGAAGCGCUUUCCGGGCUUUGGUCCAAGACUUCAGUCCCAUAUGGUUCACCUGGUGUAUGAAUGCCGGCGUCAUCGGAACUCUCCUCCAUCAACUACCAUACCAGUUUCCGGGCCUGCAUGUGCUCUCGACGAUUGCAUUUACCAUCGACCUUGUUCUCUACAUCUUCUUCUCGGUCAUCUGCAUCCUGCACUUCGUCAUGUACAGACAACGAGCGUACAAUGAACUCGUCGACAACGUCUUGGACCUAUGUCUGUUCCCGUGCUGGUCGAUCGCCUUCAUGACGCUGGUGUCGUUCGUCACCCUGACCGUGAGCGAGGCCCCGUGGGGCGGCCAUCGGUUCACCAUCGUGGCGUGUGUCAUGUGGUGGAUUGCCGCGACGUGGAGUUUUGGCAUGUUGCUUUUCGUCUUCUCGAUCCUCAUCCAGCAGCACACUAUCCUGGACCGCCAGCUCCCGACGCUCAUCAUCAUCCCCGCCGUCGGGGUGGCCACCUUAGCAGCGGUCGGGGGCGUCUUCGCGUGCUUCGCGCACGAAGUAUCUGCGGGACUCGCCGUCCCUGUCAUCAUCAUGUCUCUGUGUGCGGUCGGGGCGGGCAUUUUCCUGGGGCUGAUCCUGUACACGUACCUGCUUCACCAGCUGCUCGCAAAAGGGUGGCCUGCUCCCCCAAUGACCGCCACCCUGUUCAUCCUCGUGGGACCCAUGGGACAGUCAGCCGCGGCGCUCCAAUUGCUGGGCGCGGCGGCCAGCACGCACGGACACUUUGGGAGCUAUGACCGAGGAGUCUUCCUGACAGCGUCGGCAGCCGGAUCGCUGCAGGCGACGUGCAUCUUCCUGGCGCUGUUGAUGACCGGUCUCGGCGCGGUCUGGCUCGGCUUCGCCCUGAUCGCCAUGCUCAAUCGGCUCGUCCGCCGCGAGUUAAUCUGGGCGCCGACGUGGAACGCCAUCAUCUUCCCCACGGGCACGCUGACGACCGCGACGUUGCUGCUGGGCACGGAUCUCGACUCUGCCUUCUUCAAGAUCGUCACCGUCAUCCAGGUCAUCUUCUUGAUCCUCGUCUUCUUCAUCAACGCCGCCUUCACCCUGCUGAAAAUCUGGAGAGGCGAACUCCUCAUCGUCAGAGAAGAUCCCAGGCUGAAGCAGGUGCUCGGAGGGGGGAAACCGAAAGCGACGUAG